This is a messenger RNA of Brassicogethes aeneus, 1005 nucleotides long. The record is from the annotation of a GenBank genome assembly. NCBI's taxonomy places the organism in Eukaryota, Metazoa, Arthropoda, Insecta, Coleoptera, Nitidulidae.
AUGGCUGAAAAAGUCCAUCAAACUCCCCCCAAGCCUUCGGAAAUUCCUUCCGUGGAAAAAUUCCACGCCGAAAGCAAUACUAAAGAGGCCCCUGCUUUUGGCAGGUCUCUAAAACUAGACCGCACUCCUGUUAAAGGUGCCAAGCCUCAUACCCUUGCCAAACCAGACCGCCCCAAGGACCCCAAAAAGGGCAAAAAAGAUAAAGAUAAGGAGAAAAAGUCUGGCAACUCAACAGGGGGCGACUCAAAGCCCCAAGACAAGACCAAAACUUCCAUCUCGCCCAACAUCGAGGAAGCCAUUGCCAAACUGCACUCCAAAAAUCUUUUUCUAGAGCCCAAAAUCCAAAGCCAUGAGGAAAUCCGCCUCCAACGGGAAAAUGCCAGACUCAUGGGCAUGGUGGAGAGUCUGACUGCCCAACUUUCUACUCAAUCUACCCAAAUCACUUCUUUACAAAAGCAAAUAGAUAUUCUUAACUCAAAUAUAAUAUCUCUCACUCACACGGCCCAAGACAGGAGAGUAACCUCCCCUGCUAAAACAACGAGCCCGACCGCUGAACUUAUGGACCACAUUGCUACUCCUACAUCUUCGGCUCAUGCCUUUAAUUUUCCUCCUCUGCCUCCACCCCAGGCUCCCGCUCUACCACCUACGGUUACCAACCCUACAGUUCAGGUAUCAAACUACAUCCCCCCCACGGCCAAACCCCCCCCAGCUUUUGUCAAUCCUACCCAGCCAAAAAACACUCCUGGCCCAACCAACUACUCCGCCCCAGCCAAAACAACGGUAACCCCAGAACCAUCAACAUCUGCAGGUCCCCAAGUGCAACCCCAACCCAAGCAGGACAAAAUCCCCCCAAUUAUCCUCAGACAAAAAUCUCGGUGGACCAUGGUAUCUGGGGCCAUAACCAAACUCGGUUUCUCUUUUUCAAAAGCCGUCAAUACUCAAGACGGUCAAAUUUUUUCCUGUCACCAGCGACGACUACCGCGGCAUAACGAAAUUCCUCUCUGA